GCCCAAAGGCCCAGGUCCUGUCGCGUUUACAUAGAAUUAACUUGAGCUUAAGUUUUUGCGGUCGAACACUAGUCGGCGCGUCGCCAUGGCACUCUCCGCGCGCCACCUUAUCCGAUGCCCUACGCCGCCGGCGAUUUCUCUCAGAACGGAGCGGGCUCCUCUUGUUUGCUCGAUCCGCUGCGUCGCCUCGAGAUCUCAGGACUCUGGAGAAGGAGGGAAUCGAAGGCGGGUUUGGCGGCGCCGGCGAUUGACGAAGAAUGACGACAAGUUGCAGUAUCAGACGGAUCGUGUCCCCUUUCUCGAAGAACAAGUGAGGAAGAUAAGAGCAAAUGGGAAGAUAAUAUCUAUGGACAUUGAGAAGCUUUUGCUUAGAGAAGACAAUAAGUUCGAUUUUGUGAACGAGGUGGCUGCAGAGGCAACAUCUUACAUUGAGGCGAACAGAGAUGAGUAUGGAUUCAAGAAACCGAUAUUGCAUGCGCUCAGUAACCGCAUGAAGGAAGCAGGAUUCGACCGCCCAGAAGCCUACAUGGAAACCGACCCCUACAAGCCUGACCCCUCGUAUUUGAGAGACUUGGAAAUUUAGUAUGUGGUCGUUGCCGGCGUCCUGUUUGUCGAUGUAGCAUGUAUUGUUUCCAUUUAGAUGCUUGAAUAUUUAGCUCGACUGUUGUUCGAUGUAGGCAUUUCAUAACUCGAUUGUUUUUGCAAGGCUUUGUAGUCAAUAAUUAGUUCAUGUAUGAGUUUUACAGUUCCCUCAAA
This is a messenger RNA of Zingiber officinale, 756 nucleotides long. RefSeq names its product protein PLASTID TRANSCRIPTIONALLY ACTIVE 7-like. The coding region runs from base 86 to 583 and encodes 165 amino acids. Gene Ontology annotation, biological process: plastid transcription. The transcript is spliced from 4 exons. Lineage: Eukaryota; Viridiplantae; Streptophyta; Magnoliopsida; Zingiberales; Zingiberaceae. Gene Ontology annotation, cellular component: plastid-encoded plastid RNA polymerase complex. The record is from RefSeq and is a predicted model, not a curated record.